Molecule: messenger RNA, 2838 nt
Organism: Triticum aestivum (bread wheat)
Lineage: Eukaryota; Viridiplantae; Streptophyta; Magnoliopsida; Poales; Poaceae
Product: F-box protein At5g62510
Exons: 4
Coding region: 1163-2482 (439 amino acids)
Molecular function (GO): protein binding
Source: RefSeq, a predicted model, not a curated record
CCGUUGCAUAGGAUUUCAAAAUUCAAAAAAGAAGGAAAGAGGUCGCCGGCCGUUGCCCAAGCUCCCCCCUCUGUCAAUGGCCGCGGAAGGAGCGAGAGCGGCGCAGAGAAGAGCCCUCGCCGCCUUCCCAGGUCCCAGAAGACGUGAUCUCGGAUAUCCUCCCAUCGCUGACGCCCAAAUACGCCCUCCGCUCCCGCGCCGUCUGUGAGCGUCUGGCUCUGGCUCCGGCUCGCCGCCGACCGCUAGAUCCCCCUCGCUCACCACCUCCGCUAGCCGCCCCACCCCCUGCUCCUCUCCUACUGCGAGGCCCCCAAGCCAGCGCGCCUCUCCAACUGCUUCGAGCUCGAGCUCGAGGCCGUCGGGCUCACCACCGGCAAGCGUCGGUUGGUCGUGCGCUUCAUCGGCGGACGGCCUCGCCUCGCCUCGCCUACGGAGUCCGCGAGGUGCGACGGCAUCCUCAGCGUCCUCUACGCCUUCUUCGUCUGCAAACCCGCCACGCGCCGGUACGCUCCCCUCCCGCCGCCCCGUGGCCCGUGGGAAUGCCGGGUCGUGUCCUGUGCCGCCGAGACCAACACGGCGGGCUCCCACCGGCCAUCUCAGCUGGCCAGGGGCGUCGAGCGCGCCGUCGUCUGCACUGGACUACUGGAGUGGACGAGGUGGCGUUGGCGGAAGGCGUGGAGCGCGCGCGCCUGCACCAACCCGCCCGGUCCUUACUUGUACACGGCACGGCAGCCUGCAGUCCUGCACUGCACUGGGCGCCAAGCCGGUGUUGGACAGUCGACACAGCUGCUCAUCUCCGGCUCAUGGUCAUGGAGGAGCACGAUGCAAUGCCAUGCUCUGCCCUAGGGGCUGUGGCGAUUGUGUCUGAGGACAAUAAGGUGAAAUUACAGUACAGCCGUCUCUCUGUUCUGAUGGCUGCCGCAGCCUGCUAUUCAGUUGGCCCGCGAUCAGAGACAGGCACGGGAGGAACUCCCCAACAACGCAAUCACUUGACGGGGCGAGCUCCCCCUCCCCAUCGAUUUCCCCAACAACUACAGGGCGAGCUCCCCCUCCCCCUCGAUUUCCCCACAGCGCACGCAGUUGACGGGACGACACGAACCCGAGCGAGCACCAAGAACAAGGAAUCCGUCCUGGUGCCCCAGCAGCGCAGGCCCUUGGCGGGAUGACGAGAACCGGAUCAAGCGCCAAGAACAAGGAAUCCGUCCAGACGGAGAUCGACAUGGAAUCAAAGGGGUCGUCAAGGGCGGCGGGGCACAUCGCUGACCUCCCCGAGCAGAUUUGGUGGGCAAUCCUCGAGCGACUCCCGCCCAAGUCAGUCCUGCGAUUUCGUGCUGUCUGCAAAUCUUGGCUCAACUGCAUCAGCAACAACAAUUUCCUCGAAGAAUACCAUGGGCGCCAAAAGCCACAGCACCUGAUCGUCCCAGUGGAUCCAGACAACACCAAGCAUAAGAGGAGUCACCGUGUAGAUGCUGUUGAUUUCGAGCACCCCGAGGAUGGUGUCCGUUCCAUAAUCUGCUUCACCAGCUUUGGACUAUUUGAGGGCUUUGAUCCAGAUGAAGAAGCCGCAGAGUAUCUAAUGUCUGCCGUACAAGGCUCAAUUGGAGGCCUCCUCCUCGUCUCCUUCGAGCACCGGUCCUACAUAUGCAAUCCAGGUACAAAAGAAUCACGCCGCCUCCCACAGCUGGAUGACCAUGAAGUCUUGGGACUUUACAUGCUGGGUGAUGAGUUUAGGGUCCUCUAUCUGAAGGAAGAUGAGGAGGGUGAUGAUGAAUUUUUCGUCCUGUCAGUGCAUCAAUUUCUUAGCAAUAAAUCCAUUGGGUACUGCCCUGUGUCGCCCGCGGCGAAUCAGCGAGAAAAUGGACACAAGAAGCUGCGGUUCAGCCUGCAGAGUUCGGCAAUUGAGCCGCCUGCCAUGGUCGGGGCCAACCUGUAUUGGGCACCGACGGAGCUGUGGCCAGACAUUACAGUUUUUGAUUGCCAGUCUGAGCUUUUUCACUGGAUGAAGCUUCCCAAGACCAAGGAGCUCAUCAAGAGCAACGACAGCAAGACGAUGAAGGUUCUCGAGUUGGACGGCGAGUUGGGGUUGUCUCUUCACAGGAGGGGUGAAUCAAGUGUUGAGCUAUGGGUAUUAGAUUCUCUGAAGAUGUGGGAGCUCAAACACAGUAUUCAGUUGCCGGUUGCAGAUAUCACUGGCUUUGGAGCACAUACCUGGGAUCCCUUUCUUAUGUCCAUGGAUGGAGGUGUGAUCGUAAGGUGCGUGUCCCAGGGCCAGGGCCAGGGCCAGGGAGGGGACGGCCAACAAGGCACUCAGGCGCUCCUGUACUGCAACAGAGACGGAGAGCUAGCGCCUGGGCCACUGUUCGUAGGCGAUUUGGCUGCGCCUGCCAUACACCUAUUCAAGCAAAGCAUUAGGCGAUAUGCCCUGUUCCAGGGGCAUCAGCAAGAUGCUACGUCUCCCUUGUCACUCUUCCGGGACCUCUAGAUCAGAGAGAUUCAGCCUGCUGCCAGGUGAUUUGCUUGCACCUGCUCCAGGAAAGUAUUAUGCGACAUGAUAUGUUUCCAGGUGCAUAAGGAGGAGGAUGCUGUUUCACCACUGCUUCAGGAUUUGCAGAUCACAGCUCCUACUUGUCGUGCUUUCUUGUAUAUUGGGCCUUCUGAUGCUGGUGGCUCACCACUGUUCCAAGAUCUGUAGAUUAGAGCUUGUGCCUGUCGAUGUAUUUUUUGGAGAAUGACCCUGCACAUGGUUUCCCUUAUGAAUAUCCCUGUAUUAUAAUUGCAACGUCUAGUGUUGACAUUCAAACUGAUUAGCUUUUCUUAUCAAGGUUCAGACUUCAAAAA